Messenger RNA from Labrus mixtus (cuckoo wrasse), 4149 nucleotides. It is a transcript of the gene dennd2b, whose product is annotated as DENN domain containing 2B. Gene Ontology annotation, biological process: positive regulation of ERK1 and ERK2 cascade. The transcript has 20 exons. Lineage: Eukaryota; Metazoa; Chordata; Actinopteri; Labriformes; Labridae. Bases 313 to 3678 code for a protein of 1121 amino acids. The record is from RefSeq and is a predicted model, not a curated record.
GCAAGAGGGGCAAAUCCUGAGGAAAGUGGGGGGCAAACAACCCGUUUCCAUAGUAAUAAGUCCUGCCCUCCACUCUGCUGCAGGCUGAGAGAGGGGAGGCAGGAGGGAUUUUUUUUUUUGUCGGUUUUUGUUGGAAAGACAUCAGUCGGAGUUUACUGAGGAGUGCAGGUAACCAGCCAAAGUUUUCAACGCAGGGACGAACUGGAUUAACGCGUUGUAAAAAAAAAAAGAGGGAUUAUAAUCUGGAAAUGUCAACAGCAGACAUGGACGUGAGGAGAAACUCGGAGGUGAGUGGGCGGUUUGCAGACCAACAUGACAGCCAACAAGGGUUCGAAGGCUGUGGCCCGUGCAGGAGGGGGUAAAGCUCCGCGGGACGUCCCCGACAGGUGCCAGUCCACAUCUCCGGGUCCCGUUCUCUCUGUGAGUCAGGGGCAGAGUCAGCAGCUUCUCCUCAGCGAUAGUGAGACCUCUGGAAAGCAGAGUAGAUACGCCAGGACUGACGGCCGGUUCCUGGUCCGUGCUGGUUGGAGCAGCAAGACCUCCAGCCUGUGCAGCGGUGCGUCCCUCACGGGCGACACAAACUUCCAAGGCCGUCUCACCAAGUCAAAGAGCAUCAGCUGCCUGGACAACAGGCUCUCCAUCUAUAAGCCCCCCGCUCAAACCAAGACCUGUCAGGAGAGUCCAAAGGACAGACAGGGGGAUAUUUCUCCGGGGGAUGGACUGAAUGGUCGGCCCCUGAGUUGGAGCACGCUCUCACUGGGGCCUUCCUCUAACCAAAGUCACAAACGUUCUCUCUCUCUCACACGCUCGUUAGCAGGUGUUCCCCCUACCACGAUCCGCAAGAAGAUCUCAGAAUGGGAGUGCAGAAGGGUAGCUCUGCCUAGGAUGAGCUUGUGUCUGGAUAAAAGAGGAGGAGAGCGUGUCGGGGGCAGUGAAGGAUGCCCCAGCCUGCUCUCUUCACCCUGCAGUGAGAAAACGUUUGACUUUAAGGGAGUUCGCAGGAUGAGCACAGCUUUCUCUGAAUGUUCCUACACAGAGACGGAAGAGGAGGAAGGCGUUUCAGAAAAAGGUCGCUUCCAAAAAAGGAUAGCCAAGUCAGAGUCCUCAGGGACAUUUGUGCGUUCCCUCUCUACUCGGAAGGAGACUUCAGCAGUCCUCAACAGGAUACAAAAGAUAGAACAAGCUUUGAAGGAGAACCCUAGCCAGUCCCCUCCCCGUUUUCUGAAUAACUGCUAUGCACCAGAUAAGACAAGACAGAAGUCUUUUAUCAUAGGUGAUGACUUGGACAGCACUUGCGGCAGUAAGCGCAGCAGCAUUUGCUCGGUUGCCACUGAACCAGAUACAGCCUUGGUGCCUGAUAAGCUCUCCAAACUCAGGCAAAGGUUUAGUGUGAGCUCAGCCAGGUCUGAGAGCCCAGAACCCCCCAGUCAGCCAGUCAACCCCUUACCCAAACCCAAACGCACUUUUGAGUACGACGCCAAACGGGAUCAGAAGGGCCUGUUGUCAGCCAAUGGACUACCUCCAAACAGAGCCUCUGAGUCUCCCCCUCCUCUGCCAUCCACUCCUGCACCCUGCAUGACACGGACAAAGAGUGAAGGGAGCACCCCAGUGAAGAUCCAGGAAAAAGAGUCGUGUGCAUCAGAGGAUGCUACCAGUCUGCCAUCUUCAUAUCCGUCCUCUCCCACAGAGAAUGGCACUCUGACCGCAGACAAACGGAGUCGACCCAAUUCAAAAAGCACUUUAGAGGAGAAUGCCUAUGAGGACAUAGUAGAGAAGGAGAACCCGUAUGAGGACGUGGACCUGAAGCAGAGGAGUUUAGGUCGGAAGUCUUGUCUGUCUGAGAGCAGUAGAUCUUGGACCACCUUCGACAGAAAGCUGAACUGUCCACCUCAGUUACCAUCCAAACCCAGCAGCCAGUCACUCCGCCUCUCUGGUGCGAGUGAGAGGAAGAGCCACCGGAUGUCACAGUUGUCCAAACGCUACAGCCACGAUGAAAUGCUGCUUCUCACCCAGGUGGGUGUAUCGCCUUCACCAUGUGGCCUGCUGGAUGAUAGCCUCCGGAGCACCAGCGAUACCCUGGCCUCACACAGGCACUGGAGGAUCCCCAAGCUGGUCCAGAGGAUUAACUCUAUAUACUGCACUAAACGUGGGAAGAAGAGACUGAAGAAGCUGUCCAUGUCCAAUGUUGAGACUGCUUCUCUGAGGGAUGACAACAGUGAGAGUGAGAGCGACUCUGACGACAGGUUCAAAGCCCACACCCAGAGGUUGUUAAAACUGCAGUCCAUCCUCCGACGGGCGCCAAGCUACCGCACACUGGAGCUGCAGCUCAUCGAGUGGCAGGAGAGGGAACUCUUUGAGUAUUUUGUGGUUGUUUCUUUAAAAAAGAAACCCAGCAAAAACUCCUACUCCCCAGAGGUCACCUACCAGUUCCCUAAGUUAGAGAGGCCCACAAAGCAGAUGAAGGAGGCAGAGCAGAGGCUCAAAGCUAUUCCUCAGUUCUGUUUCCCAGAUGCAAAAGACUGGAGUCCUGUGUCCGAGUACUCCAGUGAGACCUUCUCCUUCAUGCUGACCGGAGAGGACGGCAGCAGGAGGUUUGGGUACUGCAGACGCCUGCUGCCGACUGGGAAAGGACCUCGCCUUCCAGAGGUGUACUGUGUCAUCAGCAGACUGGGCUGUUUUGACUUGUUCUCUACAAUCCUGGACGAGGUGGAGCGGCGACGAGGCGUCUCAGCAGCCCUAGUUUAUCCCUUCAUGAGGAGUCUGAUGGAGUCGCCCUUCCCUGCACCAGGGAAGAUUAUCAAAGUGAAGACCUUUCUGCCUGGAGCAGGAAAUGAGGUCAUCGAGCUGAGGCGACCCACGGACUCCAGACUGGAGCAUGUGGACUUUGACAGUCUUUUUAGCUGCCUCGGUGUACGGCAGGUGAUACGAGUCUUUGCCUCUCUGUUGCUGGAACGCAGAGUCAUCUUUGUGGCUGAUAAACUCAGUACCCUGUCCAGCUGCAUGCAUGCAGUGGUGGCACUGCUCUACCCUUUCUCCUGGCAACACACCUUCAUCCCCGUGCUACCUGCGUCCAUGUUGGAUAUCGUUUGCUGCCCCACACCCUUCCUGGUGGGGCUUCUGUCCAGCUCUCUGCCCAAACUCAAGGAGCUGCCUGUGGAAGAGGCUUUAAUGGUUGACCUAGGAACUGACAGAUUCAUCCGACAGAUGGACGAUGAGGCCUCCCUGUUACCACGGAAACUUCAGGCAGCCCUUGAACAAGCUUUGGAGCAGAGGAAUGACAUCAUCAAUCAGGACUCUGACAGCGAGUCAGACGAAGAGUAUAACUCAUUGAACAGCCUGGUGUCAGAGGCCUUCAUCCGCUUCUUCCUGGAAACAAUCGGCCAUUACUCGCUGUUAAUCACUCAGAAUGAGCGUGGAGAGCGUGUCUUCCAGAGAGAGGCCUUCCGUAAAUCUGUGGCCUCAAAAAGCAUCCGUCGUUUCCUGGGCGUCUUUAUGGAGUCACAGAUGUUUGCAGGGUUCAUUCAGGAUCGGGAGCUGAGGAAGACCAGGGCUAAAGGUUUGUUUGAGCAGAGGGUGGAUCAGUAUCUGGAGGAGCUGCCGGACACAGAGCAGAGUGGGGUCAACAAGUUUCUCAAAGGCCUUGGAAGUAAAAUGAAGUUCCUCCACAAAAAGAACUGAGUUGAAGUCCUGCAAUGCUACAGCAAACUGAAGACCUGAUGUCUCAUUUCUACAUGAUGUUGAUUCUCACUAUUUUGUCGUUGUAUUCAUGUAAACGUGUACAUAUUAUUUCACUGUAAGCUGGCUGUGAUACUCUUCAGUGUAUGUUUAUAGUGCCUUAUUAUGAGAUAUUGAUAGCAGGACGGUACACAGCAAGCGAGCCUCAGAGUAACCACUGAUGUCCAGGUGUGACUGUGAAGAGAGUUAUGUGAGUGUGUGUGAAGAGACAUGGGCAUAGAUGUACAGUUCAUAUGUUUUUUUUUUGUUGUUGCAUUAUUUCACCCCAAUGUUGUCCUCUGUUUAAGGAGUGUAUCCAAAAAACUUUACAUGCAUCAAGACGAUGGAGAGAAUGAUAGUAACUCUUCGUGGAGUCUUUUGCAAACUUUUAUUAAAAAAUGGUAGUUAAAAAAAUACAAAUGCCUGAGUGUUAAU